CUACUUUCAGUUUCUCUAUUACGACCGUAAUUUCCGGUUAUGUGUCGGAAUAAUGAUUGCAAGAACUCGAGCAAUAUCGACUGUGAUUUCUGAGUUUUCUGUGUCUAAGAGGUCAUUUAUAAAACUUUUUCUUCGGACAGGUCGCUGUCACCAAGAGCAGAAUCACCAGACAAGUAUAUAUCAAACACCAGCCCGUGUAUCUUGUCGAAGGGCUGCUUCGAAUUUUACGAAAAUGUCCUCUGUUCACGUGAAAAAUUUCGAACAGGACGACAGACUCCAAAUUUCCCUGGAUCUUGUAAAAGAAGGGAAAACCAAAUCCUUCAACUUAAACAGAUUAAAGACUGAAACCCUCAGUUCUGCCGUAGAGCGGCUUCAAACUAAUCUGGCAAAAAAACUGGUUAAUAAGAAGUCUAAAAAAAAGAAGGCCAAAGUGGAAACUGAAACGGGGACUGCUACUACUACUGUAGGUUCGCUUGAAAAGGAUGAAUCAGAAAUUCCUGUUGCUGUCCUUCACAAUGGGUUGGCUGCAGAUCUUUCUUUGACUAAUAUUGACGCCUGGAUCGACGGUGCUGUUUUAAAAGUGGGUGACGAAGAAAUUCCUGUAUCUUUAAAUCCACCCUCUGCCAAACUGGAGAAAUUGCCUCGUGUUAUAAUGGAAGACUUUCCUUUGUAUCCCUACGCUGAAUUUGAAUUUGUAGAUGUCAAAGAAUGUGAGUUCUUUUGGAAGACUUUCCCGUCAAAGCUUUUACCUAUUGUAAGCAAAAGUGUUUCUUCGGGUGAUAUUGACUUGUCUGAUGCAGUUUCCGGUAAAAGUUACACUCCCACUAGCUCAGAGAGAGACUAUCAUGUCCUUCUUGCUUGCGUCCCGAGGAGUGGGGACAGAGUCGGGAAACUGGAUGCAGUGAUAUCGAGCGCAAAAGUGUCACCUGGUCCAGGGCCUUGUCCAUUUGAAAAACGUUUUGAGUUCACCAACAUACCGUCACAGGAUGGGCUGUUCCGUGUUUUGAGCUACAAUAUCCUGGCUGAGAUGUAUGCUGAUACAGAUGUCGCCCGCACACAGUUGUUUGCCCAUUGUCCACAACAAGCCUUGGACAUGUCCUACAGGAAGCAACUCAUAUUGAAAGAGAUUCUUGGGUACCAAGCUGAUUUACUGUGUCUACAAGAAGUGGACAGGUCGAUAUUCCGGUCGCAUUUGAACCCUGCUCUCAGCUCUAAUGGCUACACUGGACUUUUUCGCUCCAAGGCUGGUCAACUCGGAGAGGGUUGUGCUACCUUUAUGAGGGACAGUAAAUUCAGGUUGGUUAGAGAACUAGACAUCACGAUCUCAGAGUACCUUAGCAGCCAUCCGGAUUGUGUGGAUAUCUGGACGGAAGUUUGCAAGUCGGAGCAGCUGAAACAGAAAGUGGAAGAAAGAUCCUCGAUCUUACAGGUGACUGUGGUAGAGAGUGUGGAGAACCCUGGCAGCUACCUCUGUGUGGCCAACACUCACCUGUACUUCCACCCCAGAGCCUGCAACGUCCGGCUGAUACAGGGGGCCACAGCGUUACGCUACCUGCAGAGUGUCUGUCAGACGUACGAGCAGGAGGGCUCACAGGUGGCCUUAGUGUUUUGCGGAGACUUCAACAGUGAUCCUCUGGUGGGCGUGUACCAGCUCUACACCGCCGGGUGGGUGCCGGCCGACUACCAAGAUUGGGACUCUGCCGGCCCAGAGGAGAAGAUCACAGGCCUGGAGUUGCGACAGCCAAUGAACAUUGAGAGUGCCUGCGGAACGCCCAAGUACACAAACUUCACUCCAAUGUUCAACGAAUGUCUUGACUAUGUCUAUAUCGACGCUGAUAAGCUGAAGGUGGAAUCUGUCGUGCCCAUGCCUGAUCAUGCUGAUGUGGUGGCAAACGCAGGAUUACCCAGCGUUGUGUUCCCCUCUGACCACAUCGCAUUGAUAUGUGAUCUCAAACUGAAAGAUUGAUGAAGUUUUGAAAAUACGUGUUUGUUUUGAUCAUCAACUUGAGCUUUGAAUUUUUAGAUAAGUUUUGUCCUAGACUCAAGACAGUUCUCUGGAAGGUACAGCACUUAGUCCAGUGGUUAAAGUAAAGAAGUAAGAAGGGAUGAAAGAAUGCAGAGGGGGAUGUGCCAAAGGAAAUAUCACACAUAAAGAAAGAGAAAGGAAUUAUUAUGAUUAGAAAUACUCUGUAUGCUUCUCAGGAAAUGGAGAUUGGUUUUGAUAGCUUCAAGUGUGCUGGAGUAAUAAUGUAGAUUGCAAAGCUUUUUGUUUGGUGGGGGGGGGGGGGGAGAAUCUUUGCUAAACAAACGCUAUUUAUUGUCAUGAUUAUUAUUUCUAUUGUUAUUACAGUCAAACCUCAUUUACCCCCCCCCCCCCCCCCCAAUUAUACAGCCAACCCUGCUUACUGCCAGGUUUUGCCAAUAUAAGAUAAGGAAUGCUUAGAUAAACAAUGCACUUUCACAUAGCUAUCUGCCGACUGUCUAAGUUGCACAGUCCUUGUUUAACUAAUGUAAAUUUGCCCUGCCAUACUGAUAGCCUCUUGAUAAUCUUUUUCCCACAAAAAAGACAUAGAGGUAGAGAGAGAGAGAGAGAGAGAGAGAGAGAGAGAGAGAAGACUUGCGGCUCUGAAUACAUGUACAUGUAUAAUCACCAACAAAAAAAGACACUUCUCAAGCACAUAUCAAACUGGAGAAUCAUGUUCCUUCAAGUUCGGCAGUCAGGGACUAUAUAACAGAGGAACUCUGUUGAACCCCCAGCCCCGCUGUUCCGCCAGCUUCAUGCUCGUUUCAAGGGUGGUGGUAUAGUGAGGUUUGACUACAUUAUUAUUAUUAUUAUUUUUUAUUAUUGUAUUUUUAUCUUUGAUGUUCAAGUCUGUUUUCCUCCUUUGUUCUCCGUCGGGCUUGAAAAAAUGUGUUAUUGAUUUUUAAAAACUUUUAUUGACUUAAAUUUGUUUCCAGGGAAUGAUAGUUGAGAAUGGAUUUAUUUUUUAAUAAAAAUUAGUCAAUCUGUCAAAUUUAUUUUUUAGUUGUUUUUUUUUGUUUCUUUGUUUUACUUUUACACCAAAAUUAGGUAAGAUUAAUAGCAGUAGUGACAGUUUUUAAAAUUACUUUCUAUGAACUUGUAUGAUCUUUCCUUGUUAAGAAACUUUUGAAUUUUAUUUUCCCAUUUUUUAAAAACUCUUAAACUCGAGUAGUUGUUGGGGUGUGUUAAUGAAAUGUAAAAGAAGAAUGUCGUAUGCCUUUGCUUCUUAUUAUGGAACUUCAUCCUAUGUAGUCAGCUACAUGAAUUGUAUUCUUUUUCUCCGACUGACUGUAAUUAAAAAUGGUCUAGCAGUAUCUGUGUUUUUGAUGUUUUGAAUUAAUGAAUAAGAGCUUCAGGGCGGUAGAAAUGAAUUACUAACAACAAACCUCUUCUUAUUUUCCUACAGCAAUUACAACCCUUAAAAAGAAAGAUUAGUUUCUCAUUUGGUGUUUUUGUGGAUCUUAAUACCCUGCAAAAUUUGAGAGAGCUGCUAUCUGUUGUGUUUUGUGAUAAAUUAAAAACUUUGAAUUUUGAGAUUA
Molecule: messenger RNA, 3561 nt
Organism: Aplysia californica (California sea hare)
Lineage: Eukaryota; Metazoa; Mollusca; Gastropoda; Aplysiida; Aplysiidae
Product: 2',5'-phosphodiesterase 12
Exons: 7
Coding region: 53-1966 (637 amino acids)
Biological process (GO): nuclear-transcribed mRNA catabolic process, deadenylation-dependent decay
Cellular component (GO): mitochondrion
Molecular function (GO): 3'-5'-RNA exonuclease activity
Source: RefSeq, a predicted model, not a curated record